Molecule: messenger RNA, 1639 nt
Organism: Dipodomys spectabilis (banner-tailed kangaroo rat)
Lineage: Eukaryota; Metazoa; Chordata; Mammalia; Rodentia; Heteromyidae
Gene: Henmt1
Product: HEN methyltransferase 1
Exons: 8
Coding region: 156-1346 (396 amino acids)
Biological process (GO): siRNA processing; RNA methylation; piRNA processing
Cellular component (GO): nucleus; cytoplasm
Molecular function (GO): O-methyltransferase activity; RNA methyltransferase activity
Source: RefSeq, a predicted model, not a curated record
GCCGCGGCCUGGGCGCUUCCCCCCCUGCCGCCUGCCCGCUGCAGGGCUUCGCACCUCGGGCUGGCCUCCGACUGGGAAGCUCAGUGGCUGCCGAUUGUCUUAUACAGAGUUUGAAGGAUAUAUCUGCGUUUUGUCUCAACCCCAACUUGGAAACAAUGGAAAUGGAAGAAAAGAACAUUCUGUGCAAUAGUGUGGUGGCUCAUAAUUUUGAAGAAGUUUGCCCAGAGAAGGUAAUAAAGUUUAAACCUCCACUAUACAAGCAGCGAUACCAGUUUGUUAGAGAUUUAGUGGAUCGUCAUAGACCCAAGAAGGUUGCAGACCUGGGAUGUGGUGAUACUGAGCUCCUAAGGCUGCUAAAAAUCUACCCAUGCAUUCAACUGCUUGUUGGGGUAGAUAUCGAUGUGGAAAAAUUACAGUCUAAUGGACAUCAUUUAUCUCCUUAUUUGGGAGAAUUUGUAAAACCCCGGGAUCUGGAUUUGACUGUUACCUUAUAUCAUGGAUCUGUUGUAGAGAGAGACUCUCGUUUGCUUGGAUUUGACUUGAUAACAUGCAUCGAAUUAAUAGAACAUUUGGAUUCAGAUGACCUGGCCAGAUUUCCUGAAGUGGUAUUUGGAUACCUGUCACCAGCCAUGAUUGUCAUCAGCACACCAAACUCUGAAUUCAACCCCCUGUUUCCUACAGUGACCCUGAGAGAUGCGGAUCAUAAAUUUGAGUGGAGUAGAGUGGAGUUUCAGACCUGGGCUUUACAAGUGGCAAAUUGCUAUAACUACUCUGUGGAGUUCACUGGGGUAGGGGAGCCUCCAGUGGGAGCUGAGCAUGUUGGGUACUGUACCCAGAUAGGCGUCUUCCGGAAAACCAGUGGGAAGGCUCUAGAAUCCUGUGCUUCAGAGCAGCACGACCAGCAUGUUUAUAAAGCUGUUUAUACGACCACCUACCCAAGUUUACAGCAGGAAAAGAUGCUGAAAUUUGUGUUGGUCGGGGAAGUGUUGAUCCAGGUGGACCACCUGCGAUUGUGCCACGGGCGAAUGCUGAGAGAACGGGAGAAGGAAGUGGGCCCCAAGCUACCCACCACAGACACCUCCUGGAACCCCCACUUACUGCUGGGCUCAGUCUUCACAGAGGCCGAGAAAACCAGGAUAGAGGGGUCACCCAAACCCUUCUGUGAAGGAGACAAGUUUUUCGUACCGCUGCAGAGACUCCUGGCUUAUCCCAAAUUACACCGUUUUCAUGUCGGCGAGGAGAGACUGAGGGCCCUUAUUGCCGAUUCGGUGUGUUUGAGUAGUGAUGGCUCUGCGGUCGUGGUGGACCUGCACAAUUCCUGGGAUUAUCGGCCUGAAGAGAACUGAGCCAGCCAUUCAAGAAACAUUGACAAAUGUUACAGGUCAGGUCCUACGCUGGUGGACAGAUAGAUGCCCGACAGCCAGUUAGACUCUGCCUGAGAAGGCUGUGAGGGUUUCACUGAAAGUAACGGUGCUUCCCCUUUGAGGAAUUUUUCUUUGCUCUUUUUCUCAAGAAUGAAGAAAUUGGAUAUGGCAGCAUGUUAAUUUUGAAUUUACCUAUAUUUUGAUGUUACGGCCGUGUAUUGAAUGUGACAUUAAAAAACCUUAAAAGUGAUCAAAUACACUGUUGUAAACCUUUU